AUGUUACUGGCCUCCAAGAAUGGUUCAAAUACACAAAUACGGAGCAUCAUUAGUGGAAAGACGCAGCACAUUCUGGGGAGCAACAUUAAUGGGCACACAGCUCACGAUUUCUCACCUGACGGCAAGGUUUUUGCCUCUGCAUGUGAAGAUCACACUGUCCGGUUAUGGGAACUUGCAAGUGGGAAUAAAGACCAAGAUAUAUCGCAACCCACCUGCAAGGAGAUCACAAAAUCUGUGAUAGUUUCUCUGGAUGGGCAGGUGGUAGCCCUAGCCUCUGAGACGCCAUUCCUCAAUAGUGGUGCUGUGGUUAGGCUUUGGGAUACAAAUGCAGGCACUUUCCAGAUCAUUUCACGCGAAAAUCUCCGCAGCAACCCACUCACGUUCUCCCCAGAUGGGAGACUGCUCGCUCUAAACACAUUCAGCAAAGGCAUUUGCUUGUGGAAUGUCAAAAAGGGCAGAGAUGAUAUCAGACUUCGGUUAAAACCAGAAGGCUCACGUUCAAUUGUCUUCUCUCCAGAUAGCCGCAGUCUUGCUGUUGCUAUUGAUGAGGCUCUCAUCUGGAUAUGGGAUAUCAAAACCAACAAGCGGCGCAAAAUCACCAUCAGUGACCCCGCCGUCCGGAGACCCGUUGUCAAGAAGGUACCGCUUGCUUUCUCGCCUUGUGGGGAUUCCCUCGCUUGUGGCAUCGGUCAAGAGAUCCGGCUGUAUGAUAUUAUAUCAGGAAAGGAAGGAUUGAUCCUUAAAGGUCAUUCGGAUGAAGUCUCUGCGCUUGUCUUCUCGGCCGAUGGAAACAUCUUAGCAUCUGCCGCUUGGGAUGGAGAUGUCAAUAUCUGGGACAUGAGCACCCACAGUUACCGCGUGUUGAAAAGCUCUUCAAACCAACCAGGAAAGGUAUGCUUCUCACCCAAUGGGAGGCUUCUGGCUUGUUCCUCGCUGGUGGGACAUUCGUUCUGGGAUGUCGCAUCGGGGGCUCUGUUGGGCAAGGGGUACUUCGACGUUUGGUCUAACUACUUUUCAUUUUCUCCAUGUGGUACACAUUUCUUAACAGACAGAGGUGCGAUUGGAUUAUCUGAUGGACGGCUUCCUGCUCCUAUCUCUGCAUCACAGGCUUGGUUCUGGAAAGGCAGUACACCUUUCUUAUAUUUACAUCCAGGCUGGCGCAAUUCUUUACAGUUUGUCUGUGGGGACAUUGCAGUGUUUCUGUCUGAUUCUGGCGAGCCGCUGGUUCUACGACUUGGUGGCCAUAUGGGAUGGGAAGCAUCAAAAUGA
Penicillium salamii is the source of this 1269-nucleotide messenger RNA. NCBI's taxonomy places the organism in Eukaryota, Fungi, Ascomycota, Eurotiomycetes, Eurotiales, Aspergillaceae. The record is from the annotation of a GenBank genome assembly.